Messenger RNA from Camellia sinensis, 1865 nucleotides. NCBI's taxonomy places the organism in Eukaryota, Viridiplantae, Streptophyta, Magnoliopsida, Ericales, Theaceae. The record is from RefSeq and is a predicted model, not a curated record.
CUGCUGCUUCAAUUCCUCCCAGAGUCACUCGAAGUAUGUACCCCUUUCUCCUUUUCUCUAACCUCUUCAUAUAAUGCUUGCUAUCUUAUCUCUAAUCCUUCUUUUAUGAAGGUGGUCAACAACAAAAGAAGAAGAGACUCUUUGAGCUAGAAAGGGAAAAAACUGAACUUCCAGAGAUGGAGGAAGAAGAAAAUGAUCAAGAACAGGAGUCUCCCUUGAAAAGAAACAAAAGAGACCCUCAAUUGGCUCAAGAGGGGAUAGCCGCUAGGGAAGAAGAGGAGAAGCUCACUUUUGAAGAGUCUGGACCCCAACCUAAAAAGGUCGAGAAGACAAUGGAGGAGCGAAUGAUACCAAUUCAAAGGAAAAGGAGAAGAAAAAUUACCGUUUCUCCUUCCGAUUUUACCGAAGAUUCUGAUUCCGAGACAAUUGCUCAAGUAAUAGAAAAGAGGAGGAAGAUCACUGUUCUAGCUACCAGCUCGUUUGAAGAUCCCAUCCAUGAGGUUGUAGAACAAGAAUAUCCCAAAGCCAUAGUUGUUCUUGAAAGAGCUGAGGAGAGGCAGCAGCAACAAUUCCUUGGGACAACAACGACCACUGCAUUAAUCUUCCCAACGGAAACUUCCCCAAUUUCAGUCGAAGUUGAUCAGAUGCAACGCGUGAAAACCAUUCAAAUCACGCUCCCACUUCCUAAGCCUAUAUUCGAUACGUCUUUACCGAGGCCGAGUAUCCCUGCAUCUCUUUUCCUUGGCUUAGAGCCAUACCUCCCUUUCUUGACUCUUGAUCUGCCUCAGUUUGUUUCUUCGAUCCUCGCUCUUCCUCUUACUGCUACUUCAUCUCGCAUGGCAGUUGAUUCUCCUUCAGGGGAUGCCGAUAAUUUUCCAAUUCAUGACUCAUCACCAAUGCCUACUUCCAGCCCUUCCUCACUUGAUUUGCUGGUGGCUAAGACCAUAGAGGCUGCCAAAGAUGCUCCAUUUGUUUCUCCCAUCCCUAUGCAGCCCUUUGUGUCUUCCACCACAACACUCUCUAUGCCCUUUAUGUCAAGGGAUGAGGUAGACAUUUUUGAAGGAAGACUAGCUAGUCUCUUUGACAUACCUUCUACCUCUCCCACCUCUACUGCUGAAGCUGAGCCAUUAGCCUUGGCUGACUCCCUACUGGAAAUCUUCAAGAGUUCUCCUUCCUCCAGCAACAAGCCUUUUGCACCUUCAGUAGAUUUGGACACGUGUUUGCAACUGUUGACUUCUUUUUCAAGGAUCCCCUUCGAGGCUUUACAAAGGCCUAUCAUCAGGAAUGGGUUCCUUCAAUGCUGUAACAUUGCUGAGCAGUCUGCCAUGAGUGUCUCAAGUCAUCUAUCUCAGGCUGCAGCUACUAUUGAUUUUUAUCUUAACAUUUGCCAUGCUGCUAAGGCUGCGGAUGAUAAGCUGGCUAAGGACCAGAGUUUUGUUUCUCAAGUGCAUACCGAAGUAUCAUCUCUGAAAGAACAACACUCUUCUGCCUCCCAGUUUCGAGUCCAACUUCUGGAGAAGAAAGCUCAGCUCGAAGAGGAGUUAGCCGCAGUAAACCAAGCCUUGGUUCGAACUGAUAAGAAACUGCACAUCACCAAUCAAGGGCUAGCUAAUCGAAAAGAAGACAUGGCUGCGGCUAUUCAAUUAUUUCCUUCCCUUAGCAAUAGGAAAGCUAUUGUACAAAAACAACUAAAGCAUUGUAAUGAUUUUUGGGCCAAUUUGUGGCACAAUAAGGGGUCUCCACAAGAAGAGUCUCCCAAGAGAGCCGAGACUUUAGCUAUUCUCAAGAAGAAACAACAACAAAAAACAAAAAGGAGACUAGUCCUUCCUCCUGAAGUACCUGAAUCUCUUUACUUUGAUUCCUAA